This is a messenger RNA of Tripterygium wilfordii, 1972 nucleotides long. RefSeq names its product UDP-glycosyltransferase 91A1-like. The transcript has a single exon. Gene Ontology annotation, molecular function: UDP-glycosyltransferase activity. Bases 92 to 1729 code for a protein of 545 amino acids. The record is from RefSeq and is a predicted model, not a curated record. NCBI's taxonomy places the organism in Eukaryota, Viridiplantae, Streptophyta, Magnoliopsida, Celastrales, Celastraceae.
UAUAUAAUGACACUCAUUAGGCGUUUUUUUUUAUCCAAAAUUAUAUGUGUUCAUAAUUUUGGUAUCUAUAAUUGUUCAUAAUCUAGGUGGCAUGAGCAGAAGUGUGGACCCACUGUUGGACACUCUCAAUCCAUUACCAGACGACAUAAGAGAUUUUAUGGAUAACUGUUCAUUCAUUCUUCUUCUUCGAUCUUCACCAAUCUUCUUCUUAUACUCUGAAUGUCCAAAUAAUAUCAAAUUUGCCUUCAUAUACUCCUCUCCAUACUCGCUUCUCUUUCUAGUGUGUUCAAUUAUUCCAUCCAUGGCAGAAAGCAAUCAAGACCAUAAGCUCCACAUAGCGAUGUUUCCAUGGCUAGCCUUCGGUCAUAUAAUCCCAUACCUAGAGCUUGCAAAGCUUUUUGCUGGAAAGGGUCACAAGAUCUCCUUCAUUUCCACUCCCAGAAACAUCCAUCGCCUUCCAAAACUCCCUCCAAACAUAGCUCCUCGCAUCGACUUCAUCACGCUGCCGCUGCCGCACGUCCACAACCUCCCUCAAAACGCGGAGGCCACCUCUGAUCUCCCAUAUGAUGCCGUUGUUUACCUCAAGCUAGCCUACGAUCUGCUUCAAGAACCCAUAACCCAUUUCCUCAAAUCCAGGAGCCCCAAUUGGGUUCUGUUCGACUUCGCUGCCUAUUGGAUCGCCCCAAUUGCGAGUGAACUAGGGAUACACAGUUCUUUUUUCAGUAUAUCGUUAGCUUCAUCGGUUUGUCUCGCUAAGCCAACAUCACCGUCCGUCGAUAUGCAAGACGAUCGCUUGAAACCCGAAGAUUUCACCGUUCCGCCGAAGUGGGUCCCUUUCGUUACUAAAACAGUGUCGUUCCGACUCUUUGAGGUGUUGAAGAUCUUUGAUAGCGCAGUGGCAGGGGAUGACCGAAACGUUUCGGACUUUUUCCGCCUCGAAAACACGAUUAGAUCAUGUGACUCAAUAGUUGUCAGAGGCUGUCUUGACUUCGACGGGAAAUGGCUACACCUACUGGAGAAAAUCCACGGGAAACCGAUUUUCCCUGCCGGUCAGUUACCCACGACAGACUAUGAUUCGGGAGGCGAUGCCGGUACCUGGCGGUGGAUCAAAGAAUGGCUAGACAAGCAACAAAGAGGGUCUGUAGUGUAUGUGGCAUUUGGGAGUGAAGCGAAACCGAGUCAGAACGAACUUACCGAGUUAGCUCUCGGGUUAGAGCUCUCCGGGUUGCCCUUUUUCUGGGCAUUGAAGACUCGUCUUGGAGAAGUGGACACUGAGUUGCUCGUGUUACCAGAUGGGUUCGAGGAACGAACAAGAGGACGUGGAGUCGUGAACACGAGUUGGGUUCCUCAGCUCAAGAUACUAAGUCAUGACUCAGUGGGUGGGAUGUUGACUCACUCGGGCUGGAGUUCAGUAGUGGAGGCAUUUCACUUCCAGAGACCUCUUAUUCUACUGGCAUGCCAUGUGGAUCAAGGCAUUAAUGCAAGACUUUUAGAGGAGAAGGAGCUUGCGUAUUCCAUACCAAGAAAUGAAGUUGACGGAUCAUUCACAAGGAACUCAGUUGCCGAGUCACUGGUUCUGGUGAUGGUGAAAGAAGAAGGGAAGUGCUACAGAGACAAAGCCAAGGAGAUGAGUGAGUUGUUUGGAGACAAGGAUAGGCAAAACCGUUACGCGGAUAAUUUCCUGGAUUACGUUAAAUCCCACCACCAACGUCCCACAAAGUGCCAAUAAUGAGUGAAUUUCUUAUUCCGUAAUCUUAGGGAUUACAUUGUUUUUUUGUCUCACUCAUCAUUUUUAUAUUAUGACCCAGAAAAGUCUCCCCAUGCAGUGACACAGUGAGGGUUUGUGUUGGGAAAUGAUGAUUGUGAUUGAUGUUGGGGUCCUCUUCAUUGAGAGAGGCAGAUGUGAUAAAUGAUAGUGGUGGUUUGGUUGCAAGUGUUAAAUUAAUAUUUAUGUCAAAAAUAUUGGAUGUCA